AUGGGACCUCUCGGAAAAUGCAUAAAGAUCCGACUUGCGAAGAACUCUGCAUUAGGGUUCUUCACCCUUUCAGAAGUUGUCGCAUGUGUUACUAUUGUUCAAAAGUUUGUAGGAAUUUCGAUUAUUCAAUUCGCUGAGAUUGAAGUGAGGCGAUCAAGGAUCUUAAAAGUGAUGAAAAAAAUUGAUAUUCCUGCAACGAUAACCAAGAAGAGCACACUGACAACAGCAUAUUUCAACACAUUUGGUCUUGCGUCAACUUUUAUCAAAACCGCUAUUGAGUGCGAGAAGAUCAAGUGGAGUAAUGACAUGGACCCCGUCCGGAAACCCAUCGACUGGAAGGACAUUUCCGAGCAGUUGGGAUACUUAUUUUGUGGUGGAAGGCACCAGAUUUCUUUGAAACCAAUUAUGAUUUACAUCGUUUUACACGAAAAACCAAUUGCUCUCGAAUGUUCGAAGAUUCACCUGAUUGAAGUCGGUCAAUACGAAGUUCAAUACGAGAUGAGCUUUGAGGAAGUGAUGUAUAUUCUCCCAAAUAUCAAGGCUUUUCGGUGUAAGAAAUCCGGACGCAAACGCGUAAUUUCUCUUUAUUCGAAUAUGAGAUACCACAAAUUCUAUAAGUUAGAAGAAUAUAACAUUCCACGGCUUGCUCUCGAUUUCAACUCCGGUCUUUGCGAGGGUGACACCGAUCUUUGGAUGUUCAUCGUCAAAUUCUUACUGAAGGAAGUUGUGUCUUGUGCAUUUACCUCAUACGCCGAAGAUGAGGUAAUGGACAAUUUCAGGGUGCUCGAUUCUUGGGGAGCUAAUAUUAUGGUUGCUGGGGAAGAAAACGAAGAAUCCUGA
This is a messenger RNA of Acaulospora morrowiae, 840 nucleotides long. NCBI's taxonomy places the organism in Eukaryota, Fungi, Glomeromycota, Glomeromycetes, Diversisporales, Acaulosporaceae. The record is from the annotation of a GenBank genome assembly.